Molecule: messenger RNA, 1521 nt
Organism: Prorocentrum cordatum
Lineage: Eukaryota; Dinophyceae; Prorocentrales; Prorocentraceae
Source: the annotation of a GenBank genome assembly
AUGGCGAGCUUGACGGCUGGCGGCAUCAAGUCAAUGGGAGAGAUCGUCGGCGGCGACGCCUCCGCAACUGAUCAAAUCAAAAACACGUGGCUGCACAUGGCGGCGGUGCAGUCCUACAAGACGCUCGACAAGCCCGAGCGUUUCCAAUCAGACCCUCCCGCUGCUUUCGUCCUCCGCGACAUGCCGCUCCAGCGCGCGGACAACGUCGUGAAUGUGAAGCAUUUAGUGGAUUGGGUGACGUUGGAGGAUGGGGGCAACUACAUGGCGUUGCCAGCCCCGUUUAAGCCCAACAAGGAUCCUGGCGAGAUCGCCUUCACCAUGCAGCUGUGCAUCUUGCCGAAGGACGCGAACGGCGAGCAGUACGCGCUGAAGUACGUCAGGUUCGACAACAGGGCUCGGGCCGACAUUGCCAAGGAUAUCUUCGUUGCAGGCAGGGCGCUCACCAUCCACUGGGGGAGUUCGGCCGACACUAAGACGCCACUCAAGCUCUUUCACUACAUGAUGGACAGGCUGGGCGGGGUGCAGAUCCGCCAUUGGGUUCAGCCGUCCGUGCCCGCCGCCGCCGGCGGUGGCGGUUACGACAGGGAGAAGCGCAGGGCGGGCUAUCGUUUCAUAGAGGAGUUCGGCCCGAGGGCAAACAACCGCAACCAGUUCGCGCGGUGGACCGACGAACAGAUCAACGACGAGAAGUCGCCGAUGUUUGGCUGGCAGGCAUCGGCAGUCAAGGAGUCGUUCCGCAACUACGCGUCGGGCCCUGCUGGCGCGAGGACGCUCGAGCGCUGGGCUAUCGCGCUCAAGCGCUUCCACCCGUUCGUGUUCGACAACGUCGUCGCCCCCAUUCUCAAGAGUCACGACGUGCACCGGACCAUGUGGAUCGGCAAGACCAGGGUCGGCAAGUCCACGGCGUCGAAAACCAUCGGCUUCGCAAUCUCCGCCUGCCAGAUUGAUAAGAAUAACCGCACCGACCUCCGUCCGAGCGUCGUCGCGACGAAGAAAAUCGACUUCUUGCGGCUCGAGCCUGGAACUGCGUACAAGCCCGCUAUCGCGGACGACGCCGUCCUCACGAAGUGGGCCCCCGAUGAGAUCAAGGCCUUCCUGGACCCCGCCGAGGAGGACGCGCUGCUGUGGGCAAGGUGGGGCGGCGCCUCCUUCGAGCAGAACCAGCCCCGCCAGAUCUGUGUCAACCCCUACGACCAGGAGUUCGAGAAAAAGGUGCGUUCCAUCCGCAGAGGCCAACAAGUGAUCAAAUUCGACGACUUCCUCAAAAUCAUAGAUCGCAACUUCGCUGGCGAGAAGCAGUGCGGCUACCAGAUGGCGGACGCGGAGGCGUACGUGGCGAGGUCCAACAUCGUGCUCCUCACUGACGACUGGAUGUACCUGUGGCUGGCGUCUACGACUAAGGAUCCAGUCCCCCGCUUCUCGUGGCCAGUGCCCGAGAAGCCAGACCUCUUCACGCCCGGGGCCACCCCUAUCCUGAAGCGUUCCAGACCUUCGCGCCGCCCGACUACGCCGUGCACAUGA